AUGCAUCUUAUCAAUACUCUUUUUGAGUUCACCCGCUUCUCACUUUGCGGCAAGACAACUACCUCGGAAAAAAUCGAUGGUGUGCUUGCGCUAUAUGAAGCAAACUUGGAAGUAGAAGAGCAAACCAUGAAAUCCGAGAAAUUACGCAAUACCAUAAGGUUAUCAAUUAGGUAUAUAAACGAUCAACGAUUACAAUGGUUCAGUAACAUAAUGAGGACAGAUGAAACAAAGGCUGUGAGGGCAGUCUAG
Macrosiphum euphorbiae (potato aphid) is the source of this 249-nucleotide messenger RNA. The record is from the annotation of a GenBank genome assembly. Lineage: Eukaryota; Metazoa; Arthropoda; Insecta; Hemiptera; Aphididae.